CCGGGAUGGUCCGAAUAGUCCUCCAGCCCUUGUGUGGUGAACGUGGGCUGCAGGAAUGAAAAAUGCUCGCGGUAUUGUACCCAACGUGCACCUGCCCUCUUCUGAUGCAAGUAAUGCAGGAACGCUCUCUUGCAUGUAUUUCGCUGCAGUCAGGAUUUGGAGUCUGUCAUAAGCUCUCCUGACCCAUUCAUCCAUCUGGAGAGGAAGAGGAAGGGGAAGUCUGCUUUCUCUGGAAUCCAGUGGUCACAUCCCCAUCAGAACCCCUGAAUGGCCACCUCAGGUGUCGUCAGCAUGGAGUUCUGAGGUCCAUGUGGCUCCUCAUAGUGAACAAGGUCUUAAGGAAAAUGCAGAGACGCCACAGCAGUAACACGGAUAACGUUCCACCUGAAAGAAAUCGCAGCCAAGCACUCAGCUCCGAGGCAAGCGUGGAUGAAGGGGGCGUCUUUGAGAGUCUGAAGGCAGAAGCGGCCUCCCCACCAGCGCUGUUCUCUGGCCUCUCAGGCAUCCCGACCGGCAGCCUCCCCGCCGCCCCAUUCCCGUCCAGCCUGGUGCUGGGGGCCUCUGCCGGUGGAGGGGACGUGUUCAUCCAGAUGCCAGCGUCCAGGGAGGAAGGCGGAGGCCGGGGCGAGGGGGGCCCCUACCACCACCGCCAGCCCCACCACCACUUCCACCACGGCGGCCACCGUGGGAGCUCGCUGCUGCAGCACGUGGGUGGGGACCACCGGGCGCACUCGGAUGAGGGGGGCGACGAGCAGCCGGGCACUCCCGCCCCCGCGCUGUCCGAGCUGAAGGCUGUGGUCUGCUGGCUCCAGAAAGGGCUGCCCUUCAUCCUCAUCCUCCUGGCCAAACUGUGCUUCCAGCACAAGCUCGGCAUUGCCGUGUGCAUCGGGAUGGCCACCACCUUCGCCUACGCCAACUCCGCACUCCGGGAACAGGUCUCUCUGAAGGAGAAGAGGUCGGUGCUGGUCAUCUUGUGGAUCUUGGCCUUUCUAGCGGGAAACACCCUAUACGUGCUCUAUACGUUCAAUUCGCAGCAGCUAUACAACAGCCUGAUAUUUCUAAAGCCCAACCUGGAGACCCUGGACUUCUUUGACCUGCUGUGGAUCGUGGGGAUCGCAGACUUUGUACUGAAGUACAUCACUAUCGCCCUCAAGUGCCUCAUCGUGGCCCUGCCCAAGAUCAUCCUGGCUGUCAAGUCCAAGGGAAAGUUCUAUCUGGUCAUUGAGGAGUUGAGCCAGCUGUUCCGAUCGCUUGUCCCCAUCCAGCUGUGGUAUAAAUACAUCAUGGGUGACGACUCCUCCAACAGCUACUUUCUGGGCGGGGUCCUGAUGAUCCUCUACAGCCUCUGCAAGUCCUUUGACAUCUGUGGCCGCGUGGGUGGAGUUAGGAAAGCCCUGAAACUUCUCUGCACCUCUCAGAACUACGGAGUCCGGGCCACUGGGCAGCAGUGCACAGAAGCUGGUGACAUCUGUGCCAUCUGCCAGGCCGAGUUCCGGGAGCCUGUGAUCCUAAUGUGCCAGCACGUGUUCUGCGAGGAGUGCCUGUGCCUCUGGCUGGACCGCGAAUGCACCUGCCCGCUCUGCCGCUCCCUCGCCGUGGACACCCUGCGCUGCUGGAAGGACGGGGCCACCUCGGCACACUUCCAGGUGUAUUAGGGCUGAGGCCCCGGCACGCCCAGGGACAUGACACAGGGUCAGUGCUGCUGGGUCCAGCUCUGAGGACUUCCCGGAAAACAGGUCGCAAGCACCUCCUGUCCUGCUUCCUGCCCGUGUCCACCUCUCCCCGCAAAGCCAGGCCCCUGUCCUCCCCACCCUCACCCUCACCCUCACCCUCACCCCCAACCUCACCCUCACCCUCGUCUCUUGUUCUGUGGCGUAGUGCGUGUGUCCUUCCCUGCAAAUGGGGAAGCUGCCUAACCCAGACUUGGUCUCUGCCCAGGUAGGUCCCUGCCUUCCCCUGCUCCAAGGCAAGGAACCCGGAAUAGACAAAGUCCCGCCUGUUGAUUAUUUUAGCUCAAGGUAACCGAAUACCUGAUGCUGCAAACUGGGGAGGGGCCUGCAGAUCCCUGCCUCCCCCAGAUGGACCUGGCCUACAGGCGAGGAUCACUGUGAAGUCGUUUUUGGGCAGGGCACCAGGCGUCCUGCCCAGAGGACCUCCUGGGACCCUCGCAACAGUUCCGGGGUCGAGGGACUGUUGUUGCCUCCAUUGCACAGCUAAGGAAACGGAGGCACAGAGCGCCACUGGUCACUCUGCCAGGGCCACCCAGCGCACCACGGUGGGCUGAGCUUCCCGCCCAGGCCCGGCUGGCUUCAGAGCCUGCGCUCGUAACCACCGUGCUGACCUGCUGCUCAGAUGCUGCAGGCCUGGGGCCCGGCAGACGUGGAUUUUUAAAAGCACGAGAGGUGACCCUGAGGCCCACAGGUGGCCCAGGUGCGUGGCAUGUUUAAUUCGGACUGUGUUGAGAGUGCUAAUGGGGAAUGCUACCACCGGAAGUCAAGCUGUGGCUGGGUCCGCGGAGAGGCUGGGUCCAGAAGUCGCUUUUUGCCUGAGCUCUGGGCCAGGUUGCUGAACCACGUGUGAGGACCAAGAAAGGCCAGCUUCAGCCCCAGUGCAGGUAGCGCUGGGUCUCCACACCCGUCCUCAAGACUUGUCAAUGGCCCCCGCGGACAUUACCUCUCUCCCAGUAGCCUUCAGAGCAAAAAGGACAAUCCAUGUCAGGGAUUGGUCCCCAAGCCAGGGUGGUGGCAAAGAGCACAGUAGCAGUCAGUGUUCCUGUCAUCUCUCCAUCAGAGCUACUUAUCUCUGUAGCAGACCCACCUCCCUCCCUGCUUUGAAGUCCGGGAGGAGAAGGCAACCUUGUUCCCGUAGAAGCCACUGGAAUCUUGCCUGUCCUGCUGUCUGUGCCAGCCCUGUUCUCUCAUUGACAGCUUCAGCACCAUGGGCUGGCGCCCGGGUAGGCAUUUCCGAGAAAGCACCCUGGGUGGCUGGUGGGCAGCUGAGCGAGAAAGCCUCAGGGCAAGCGGGCGGGACCCUGCUGCCCACUUGCUCUCAGCCAGUGUUAACGCCUGGCCCAGCCCCAGCGGAGUCAGGAUAUUCGCCCCCGUGUGCCAUCAAGCCAGGACCUUUUCUUUUCCCUGACAUCCUGGCUCAUUCCUGGUACCCAGCAAGAAAUCUCUUCCAGGGUUGCGUGGCAUCUUUCAAGCUCUGUUACUAUGGCAAUGGCCGCGAUGUUACAAUCCCACUUGCCUGGAUAAUCAAGUCGGAAAGGGGAGUGGAGGGAAACAGAGCCCAGUGGACGCAGCUUCUCUGCUCCCACCGCCUUGAGGAAGAACCACAGGGAAGGAAUACCAGCCUCUGCAACUGUUUUUUAUCAGCUCUCCCUGCCUACAGAUGCCGUCAAAGAGGCACGAGACAUCAGAGCUGGAGGAGACUUAUUAAAGUGGCCACGGGUGACUGGGCAGCUAGAGCCGUCUGCUGGGAGUCAGGCCUGGAGUUCCGAUUCUUUGUAUUUAUGUAAUUUAUUGGGGGUGACGUCGGUCAAUAAAUUAUAUAGGUUUCAGGUGUACCCUUCUAUAACCCAUCAUCUGUAUAUUGUGUGAUCGCCACCCCAAGUCAAGUCUCCUUCGAUCGCCGUUAAUCCUUCUAUAACCUCACCCCUCUUUCCCUCUGGCAAUCACUAUACUGUGGUCUGUGUCUAUGAGUUGUUGUUUUUGUGUUUUUGUGUUUUGCUUUGUGUUGUUCUGCUUAACCCCUUCGCCUUUUGCACCCAGCUCCCCAGCCCUCCUCCCCUCUGACAACUGUCAGUCUGUUCUCUGAGUCUGUUUCUAUUUUGUUUGUUAGUGUAUUUUCUUAACUCUGCGCGGCUUUGAGAAAUCACUUCACCUCCCUGUAGCCAUCUCCAUGGUGAUGAAACCUAGUGUAUUAUUUACUGGAACCAGGAACACUCACAAUGUGGAUUACUGGUGAAUACACCAAUCGUUUAAUCAGUUACAUUCGAGCCCCCUCU
This is a messenger RNA of Pteronotus mesoamericanus, 4006 nucleotides long. It is a transcript of the gene RNFT2, whose product is annotated as ring finger protein, transmembrane 2. The coding region runs from base 309 to 1655 and encodes 448 amino acids. Gene Ontology annotation, biological process: positive regulation of ERAD pathway. NCBI's taxonomy places the organism in Eukaryota, Metazoa, Chordata, Mammalia, Chiroptera, Mormoopidae. The record is from RefSeq and is a predicted model, not a curated record. The transcript has 11 exons. Gene Ontology annotation, molecular function: ubiquitin protein ligase activity.